AUGGAACCCACCUCUAGUAACCUUGACGUUGGAGGUGACCUUCAUCAUCAUCAUCAUCAGAAUCAGCAUCAGCAUCAGCAUCAGCAUCAGCAUCAGCAUCAGAAUCAGAAUCAGAAUCAGCAACAGCAGCAGCAACAGCAUCAGCUUCAGCAUCAGCAACAGCAUCAGCAUCAGCAACUGCAACUGCAUCAGCACCAGCACCAGCACCAGCACCAGCAACGGCAACGGCAACAGCAACAGCAGCAAGAACAGCAAUCUACUAUGGUUCCCCGCGUUCAACUCAAAAAGGAAGACGAUCAAGGAAAAUCACCAUCCCUCCACACCAUUCAACCGGUUGCUCGUAAGCGUCGAUGCGUAUCGAGUGCAUGUAUUCCCUGUCGGAAAAGGAAAUCAAAGUGUGAUGGCGUCUCGCCAGCAUGCUCUACAUGUACUGCAGUUUACCGCACAGAAUGCGUCUACGAUUACGAGGGAGACCACCGUCGGAAAGGAGCUUUAAAGCGAGAUCUGGCAGAAUUGAGUAAGGUGCAUCAAGACUUAGAAACAAUUGUUAAGACAAUUCGUUCUGCUUCGGAGUCGGAUGUGGGGGACCUUGUUAAUCAUCUCCGUGAGCACGGCAAUUUGGCGGAUAUUAUGAUCGGUAUGCCAGAUGGCCCGACAGCAAUUUCUUUGGAAAUAGACUUAGGCCAUUUGGUGGAGAAAUUUCGUGUGGGUGGAGGUGGAGUAGGGUAUAACGGAUCUCUGGGUGAUGAAAGUUCUGAUCACAGAGAGAUAACUAGUCAAAAUGCUUCACACAUUUGGACCAAUGUGACGACAGAUGUUAGCUUUAUAUCUGAUCUUCUUUCUUUAUAUUUCACUUGGAACCAUCCUUAUUACGUUCUCUUUUCGAAGUCUUGCUUCUUGGCCGACAUGAAAAAGGGUCGAAGGAAAUACUGUAGCCCUCUUCUCGUCAAUGCUAUUCUCGCAUUGGCGUGUCACUUCUCGAAUCACCCGGAUGCUCGAUCAGAACCGAACAAUCCGAAUAGUGCUGGUGAUCACUUCUUCGCGGAGGCCAAGCGACUCUUAGCGUCAGAAGGGGAUACUCCAUGUUUGACAUCUGUUCAAGCGCUGGCGCUUAUGUCGCUUCAUGAAGCGGGGUGUGGCCGGGAUUCCAGUGGAUGGAUGUACUCAGGUCGGGCAUUUAGAAUGGGCCUAGACCUGGGAUUCAACCUCUCACUGGAUAAUUUAGGUCUAUCUCCAACUGAGAUUGAAGUCCGCAAGAUAACAUUCUGGGGCUGUUUCACUAUUGACAAAAUGUGGUCAUCAUUUUUGGGAAGGAUUCCACAACUUCCGUCAUCCAUUGUUGGUGUCCACAAACCGGGAAUCCUUGGCCCCCUUGAACGUGAGACGUGGGAGGCCUAUGGUAGCCCUGUCCGAGCUUCCGUCGGAUUAGCACAACCGGGUCGUAUACAGACAGUGGCAUCUCGCUUUUGCGAACUUUCGGAGAUUCUUGGAGAUAUUUUGUCCAUGUUUUUUUCGCCGCGAGAGCGUGUGACAUUUAUUAAGCUCAACACACUAUGUUCUCGGCUGAAAAAAUGGCACGGCGGGCUUCCACCGGACAUGAGUGCUAGGAAUGAGGCUUUGCCAUCCGUUCUUGGACUUCACAUUUAUUAUCAUUCUACCCUACUUCUUCUUUUACGUCCUUUCUUUCAUAAGGACAUGCCAAUAACUGGCAUCUUGCCCCGCGAGAUCUGUCUCCAAGCAGCCAACGAUAUCAUAGUCCUCACCACCUUAUAUAGAAAAUCUUACGGCCUGCGGCACACCGUCAUACACAUUCCACAAAUUGUUUUCACGGCUUCCACGGUUCUCCUGAUGAAUUUUCCGUCAGUGGCUCCCCAUCAAAUAUCCAGUCCCACUCUUACUCGCUCUUUGAAAGAUUUGCAAGAGCUUUCUGAGACAUGGUAUUGGUGUAACCUUACCUUACGGCACCUUUCAGCUGAGGCCGAAAAACGGGGAGUUGACUUAGGGCUACAUUGGGAUAUGAUUCAUCCAGUCCAUAUGGUUUCUAGGACUUUGCAUGUCCAAAAUCGGAACAUGGGUGGUGGGCACGCAUUUGCUCAAGAGCACUAUUUUUCGCCGAAUUCCCAGAACUCUGCGCAACUCAAUAGCCAUGGAGGGUCUGCAUGGAUCAACGAGGAGGACGGGGUGCAAGGUUUUGUUGACUCGCUGAUUAGUUUUCCUAGUGCCAUGGAUGACUGGAGUUGUAUGGGUCCUAAUCCGUAA
Molecule: messenger RNA, 2259 nt
Organism: Morchella importuna
Lineage: Eukaryota; Fungi; Ascomycota; Pezizomycetes; Pezizales; Morchellaceae
Exons: 5
Coding region: 1-2259 (752 amino acids)
Biological process (GO): regulation of DNA-templated transcription; DNA-templated transcription
Molecular function (GO): zinc ion binding; DNA-binding transcription factor activity, RNA polymerase II-specific; DNA binding
Source: RefSeq, a predicted model, not a curated record